This is a messenger RNA of Athalia rosae (coleseed sawfly), 2531 nucleotides long. Its product is annotated as piggyBac transposable element-derived protein 4. Lineage: Eukaryota; Metazoa; Arthropoda; Insecta; Hymenoptera; Athaliidae. The transcript has a single exon. Bases 492 to 2123 code for a protein of 543 amino acids. The record is from RefSeq and is a predicted model, not a curated record.
CGAGCGCCGGAUAUAUCCGGCAUCCAUCCGAUAACCUGUGUGGACGAGUGCCGGAUAUAUCCGGCAUCCAUCCGAUGACUUGUGUGGCCGAGUGCCGGAUAUAUCCGGCAUCUAUGAUAUGUGACAAUCCGUGUGAAAAAACAAACAAGUGACAUCUAUAUACAGUCUAUACAAUUAUAUUUUAUUUUACCGACGUAUGAGAUAUGAAUCUUAUUCAAAAUAUAUUUCGCGCUCACGCAUAAAACCUUGAAUUGUUACAUUUUUUAACAAUUGCUCUGUGUUUUUAUCUGUGUUAAUUGAGUAUCAGCGGUGCGACAGUUCUAUCCUAAUACAGAUCAUUUUAACAAAUAGUCUUUUGUUACAAGAAUUCUGGAAAAACAGCUACAGGUAUAAUUGUCGUUUGAUUUCAACUAUUUUAUUAAAAAAUUUAGAGGUUACCCUUUUGUUCGAAACUUGUGUAUAGAAUUUAAAAAAUUGAGGCCCUUUUCAGAAUGAAUAGAGGAAAUAAAAGAUUUAUAAACGGUCUUACUGACUCAGAAAGUGACGAGAAUUGUGAAAAUGAAAAUAAUUUUAAUCGACGUAAAAGAAGAGUAAAUGUCAUAUAUGGCAGUUCUGAAUCGGAAACAGAAUUGUCCCAAGAGGUUGAUAACACGAACUGUGAAGUAAAAUGGUCAAACAAUCAUUUUGUACCAAAAAUUCAUCGAUUCAAUCCAAAACACUCGGGAAUCACCAACCAAAUACGCCUGUCAUCUCAAAUCAUUGAUUAUUUUCAAUUAUUUAUAUCUGACGAGUUAGUAGACAUAAUUGUAGAAGAGUCGAACUAUUAUUUGGCCCAAAAAACCAAUAACAAUACGAAUAACCAAGAACAAACUACGCGAAAUGAGAUGUAUUGUUUUUUGGCUAUAUCGUUACUGAUGACACGAAAUAAAAAACUAUCACUCAAGGAGUACUGGAGCACGGACGAUUUUCUACGCAGCGAUAUUUUUGGGAAAAUAAUGACCAGAGAUCGUUACUUCCUGCUACUCAGAAUCUUGCAUUUCUCCCAUGAACCGGGAUGCAUUGGCGACCGCCUAAUAAAAAUAAAAAGAAUAUUUGAUAUAAUACGACACUCGUUCAAUGCGGCAUUUGUGCCUUACCAACAACUGUGUAUAGACGAAAGUUUGCUUCUAUACAAAGGCCGCCUAUCUUUUAAGCAGUAUAUUCCGAAGAAAAGGAAUCGGUUCGGAAUAAAGUCAUUUAUUCUUUGCGAUUGCAAGACCGGAUUCGUGCAGGACAUUAUCAUUUAUACCGGAGCAUCAACAGUUGCGGACAGUCCGAUCAAGGGCAUUGGGAAGUCUGGAGCAAUCGUCUUACAACUCUUGAAGACAUACUUAGGAAAGGGCCAUACCCUUUAUGUGGAUAACUUUUACUCCAGUCCCGCAUUAUUUAGUCUACUAUUCGCCAAUCGCACAAAUGCAUGCGGGACAGUGACAAAAAGACGACAAGGAAUGCCCAAAAUCGAAAAUAAAUUGGAAAGGGGAGAGCUGUCUUUUCGUAGCUCGGAAAAUUUAUUAGUUUUGAAAUGGAUGGAUAAGAGAGAAGUGUACAUGAUCUCAACUAUGCAUACUGCAGAUUUCAUGACAGUGUCCAGACAUAGAGGAAGACAGAGAGUACAAAAGCCUGUCUGUAUCGUAGAUUACAAUAAUUCCAUGGGCAUAGUCGAUAAAGUGGACAUGGUACUAAGCAGUGUAGAUUCAACUCGAAAAACUUUAAAGUGGUACCGAAAAUUUUUUUUCCAUCUAAUUGAUAUUUGUGUAUGGAAUGCGUAUUGCCUCUAUAAACAUAAAAGGACCGCAACUAUAUCCAUGGCGAAUUUUCAAUUACAAUUGAUAAAACAAAUAUGCGAUAAAUAUCAUAAAGAUUACAUCAAUCGACAAGUGAGAAAAAAUGAUUAUCCCAUGAGAUUGACAGAAAGACAUUUUCCGUCAUUGUUUGUGUCGAAAAGAAAGAACCGGAGCCGACGGUGCGUUGUUUGCAGCAAAAAUGAUAAAAGAUCGGAAUCAAGAUACGAAUGCAAAGAAUGCAAUGUUGGUUUAUGCAUAAAUGAGUGUUUUAAAAUAUAUCAUACCCAAUUAUAUUAUUAGCCUUUAUACUUAUAAUCAUAUUAUAUUUAUAAUCAUAUUAUAUUUAUAUUUAUAAUUUUGUAUAUAAUUUUGUAUAUACUUCUGUAUUUAAUUUCUGUAUAUAUAUUCUUUCUGUAUAUAUUUCUGUACCGAAUUUUGUAUAGAUUUUACUUAUAAUUAAUAGAAUUUUAUAUAAAUAAUUUUUAAUAUUGAAGCAACAACCAACACUUGUUGGAAAAAACAUUGUUUUAUUAAGCACAGUUCUUAUUUAACCCUUAGGAAAAUGUUAGAGGGUAGACUGACAGUGUGUUAUACGAUUCCUUUCGGCCGAAUCAAGACAGUUUGUUAUAAGCACAUUUUCGGCGCGGCACCUCGUUCAGCGGGGGUAUCAUGACGGACAGAGCGCCCGUACCGAAAGGGUUAAGGAAA